AUGGAGUGGAAUCCUAGUCGAUUCUUCCGUCCUUCAGGGAGUCCUUCGCCCUAUGCUCUUCUCAUCCUCAAUCAGCCAAUCAAUGAGAAAGCCUUUGGAGUGUUGAGCAGAUAUGCAUCUUACAUUAUUUGCGCCGAUGGUGGCGCCAAUCGGCUCUUUGAUAUGCCGGGAGUUAGGGAAGAAUCUAAAGAACUUCCCGAUUCCAUUGUCGGUGACCUAGAUUCUAUCCGCCCCGCAGUUCGAGAACAUUAUGAGAAACUCGGAGUCUCCGUCCUCCAAGAUCCAGACCAAUAUUCAACAGACUUCACAAAAUGUCUGAAAUAUCUCAACGCACAUGCCGCAGAGAUCAUAGCUUCUCCCCGAAAAGGAAAACCAACCACCAAUGGCGCAAAUGGAAACACAUCAACCACACCAUCUGAUCAUUCACCACUGGAAAUCGUAAUUCUCGGUGGUCUAGGCGGCCGUGUGGAUCAAGCAUUCUCCCAAGUUCACCAUUUGUACAUGAUGACGCAAACGCAGCGAUCAAUCCGUGAAAAUGAAACCAACACAAGCCCUGAUGUCAAUCCAGCUGCGGGUGGUAACCUCUAUCUCGUCUCCGAGGAAAGCAUUACGUUCAUUAUCCAAACAGGAAAGAAUACAAUCCACACACCCGCAACAAGACGAGCAGAUAUCGCGACAGCAUCGACAUCUGAUAUAAGCGAGUCACCGAAGAAACGGAAGCGUGAGCAAGAACAAGAGAAAGAACCAGAACCAGAACCAGAAUAUUUCUUUGAAGAAAAUAUCGGCAUCAUUCCCCUCUCAGCACCUGCCAAGAUUACAACCCAUGGCUUUGAAUGGGAUGUGGAGAACUGGCAUACCGAGAUUGGAGGACAGCUAUCUACGAGCAAUCAUAUCCGCGCGGACAAGGUAGAGAUUGAGACCUCUGUACCGGUUUUGUUCACAGUGGAGUUGGCGGAGAGAUUGAAGAGGUGA
Molecule: messenger RNA, 972 nt
Organism: Penicillium robsamsonii
Lineage: Eukaryota; Fungi; Ascomycota; Eurotiomycetes; Eurotiales; Aspergillaceae
Product: thiamine diphosphokinase
Exons: 3
Coding region: 1-972 (323 amino acids)
Biological process (GO): thiamine metabolic process; thiamine diphosphate biosynthetic process
Molecular function (GO): ATP binding; thiamine diphosphokinase activity; thiamine binding
Source: RefSeq, a predicted model, not a curated record